Messenger RNA from Parasteatoda tepidariorum (common house spider), 3246 nucleotides. RefSeq lists its product as uncharacterized. Lineage: Eukaryota; Metazoa; Arthropoda; Arachnida; Araneae; Theridiidae. The record is from RefSeq and is a predicted model, not a curated record. Gene Ontology annotation, molecular function: protein binding.
UCAUAAUUUUCAUAUCAAAAUGUAAAAUUUUGCUUUGCGUUGUGAAUCAUUUGUAUCUAAUUCAUUACAGUCUGUGUACUUGUGAAACUCAGUAUGAAGCUAUUUUUUGUGAUUGUCGCAUUGUUUCUGAAUCAGAACAGAGUUUUAAGUUGCAUAAUAUCUGAAGAUAUAGAAUGCUCCUGUGAUAACAACGAGAUUGAAUGUGUGGGUAAUGCAGAAGAUAUAUCUAGUGUUCAAAAACUGUUCGUUAACAUCUCUCAGAUUCAAUUUACAAACAUGAGAGAACACUUGAUUCUCAAUUUGACAAGUCUGACUUUUCCUGCUGAUCUAAAUAUGACAGAUUUAAAUAUUUCAAGUUUAAGCAUACUAGGAGGAUUGGAAGACUCGAAAAAUGAUUUUUUUGGACCAGGAUGGAGAGAUUUAAAAGCACUGGAAAUUCAAAACAGUGAUAUUGGGUUACUCGAGGAUCAUCUUUUCUUUUCACUGCACAAUCUCAUUGCACUAAAUUUAGAUUCUAAUGAAAUUUCUGAUAUAGAUCCUGGAGUAUUUUUUAGUUUGGAAAAACUGGAAUACCUAAGCCUGUCCAAAAAUCAGCUUAAAAUGACUAGUAGAGAUCUCCUCCAGUAUUUGCCAAUGCUUCAUACAUUGAUCUUAAAUGGAAAUAAUAUCUCUUUUAUUUCCAAUAUAAGUAUAGUAUCAGAAUCUUUAACAAAAUUUUCAGCUCAAAAUUGCAAGAUAGGAGGUUCUUUGGAAGAGGAUUCAUUAUCUGGAACACCCAAUUUAACAUACAUCGAUCUAAGUUUAAAUCAAAUUGAAAACAUAAAUUCUCAUGCUCUCUCUAGUUUAGCUAAUGUUGAAACAUUGAAUAUGAGCUAUAACAGCAUCGAUAGCCUUGGAAAAGACGCUUUCUCCAAAAUGAAAAAAUUAGUAACUCUGGAUUUAAGUAAUAAUAAAAUCAAGCAAAUGAAUACAGGAACUUUUGCUCAACUAACUCUGCUCAGGAAUUUGAAUUUAAGCAUGAAUAUGCUAAAAGCCAUGCUUUGUGAUUAUACUUCUAACUUGUAUUCUUUGGAAACCUUAGAUUUGAGACACAAUGUCAUAAGAAUAAUUUCUCCUGGAACACUAUUAAGCAGUCUUAACAUUAAAGAAUUGCUGUUAAAUGGUAAUAUAUUGGAUGAAACAGUUUGUUUAUCAAAUUUGACAAAAUACGUAGACAUUGCUUUGUCUGAUAAAGAUUGUAACAUGGCUGAUUCCUGCGUAUCUGAUUUAUCUGAAGCUGACACUGAAGAUGAUUAUUAUUUAGAUGAGGAAGAAACUACUAUAAGUACAGCCACAACAUUGAAUGAAACUAUGGAUGAAACAAAAUACACACCAUUAUCAUCCACCACAAAUAUAAGAACCACAACUAGUUUUAUACCUACAGACAUAAGUACAGAAACAGAGUCUCCAGAGUCUUCCUUCUUUACAGCAGAUAACACUUCAUUGUAUGAAACAGAACAGACAACUAUCAGUAUCAAAACAGUAAGUGAUUUUCCUCAUACAACAAAAAAUUACAUAUCUGAAGAAACACAACAAACAACUAUUAGUGUCAAAACAGAAAGUGAUGUUCCUCAUACAACAAAACAUCACACAACUGAAGACAAAAGUGAAGAAACUGAACAAACCACUAGCAAUGUCAAGACUGAGAGUGAAUUUCCUAUAACAACAGAAGGAUUUCAAACAGAAAGUAAUGGGACAUUUGAUAACAUAUUAUUUGGUAAUAGCAAUGAGAGUACUACUUUCAUACCUGAAAUAACUGUAAAUGAUUCAACUCAAACAGAUUCAUUAUUUAAAAAUGGAACAGAAAGUGAAGGUAACAGUGAAACAAGUUCAACUUCGCUAACAGAUGAUGUUAUAACAAGAAAUCGUUCUACAGAUUACUUUGCAUUCUCGACAGAGAACAUUCUAAUUACUCAAUACAACAAGAGUGAGUUUUCUCAGACACAAGAAGAAAGCACUACACUUGACAUGCAUUCACCUACAACUUCUCAUAAUGUAACUACUGAAGAUGAUUACUAUGAUUAUGAUGAUGAAAUAUUAUCACCAAACCCGGAGAAGAUAUUAACAACAUCAGCAACCAUUCAAAAGGAAAAAAUAAUUGACAACACAAAAAUUAUUCUAGUUAAUUAUACAGUUGUAGAUGAUAAACUGUGUGUUGAAUAUACAAUACAAGGAGAUUUACUAAAUGACUCAAAAUGUGUCCUACGAUCUGAUUUAAUCAAAGGAAAAAGAGGUUUUGACCAUAUAAAAUGUCCACCACCAGGCAGUAAACAACUCCACUGUAGAUAUAAUGAUAUGUAUAAAUUUUGCUUGAUUUUAUUCAUCAAUCAUGCACCAAAAAGUACAGAAUGUUCAAACCAGCUAUUGCUUGAAACUUAUAAUCAUAGUAGUCUUCCAACCACCACAGAAUUGUCCAAUAUUUCUAUAAAUGUUACAUCUGUUGACUACACAACGGAUGGUGUUACUACUUUUUUCCCAUCAACUAAAAUACAAAUAAAAAACUCAACAGUCAAUUUUGAAUUCAAACUUCUCUCAUUUAAUGUCGAUUUCAAUGAUACCCUUUAUGCUCUGGCUAUUUGGACGGUAAAUAGGAAUCAGUCGUUAUCAGUUUGUAAUUUGACAUUAAGUUUGUCCUCAUCAAGGGAAAUUGUUAAAAAAUCUUAUUUCUCUUGCUCAAACUAUUCUUAUCCAUUUUUAAUGGAAGAUAACAUUGAUGACAUUUGUUUGACAGCAUAUCACAAACUGUUAAGUUCGGAAACAAAAUGUAAAAGGAAAGUGAUAAUUGACAUAGGUGCAGUAGCAUCUAGAAAGAAAGAUCACGGAUUCAAGAACACAUCUUUAAUUGCAUUAGGUAUCCUAUUACUCAUAGUCACAGCAAUAAUUAUUCUCCUUAUUAUUCGGAAUUUGACUAAGAAAAAACUAAAUAAAGAUAGAUAUAAUGUAUAUUUCGAAGAACAAAAUGUGCAAAAGAGAUUUUCUUCAAUUCAUCAAGACACAGAUGUUCGUUAUUCGUUUAUACCAAAAGAAUGAAACUUUGAAUUGUGAACAAAGUGCAGUUUAUAAUUUUCUAUUCAAAAAUUUAUUAAUUUCUAGCAGCUUUAAAGGUUCCACAUUUAUAUAGAAACUGUAAUGGACUUAAGUUUCAGUAUGUAUAAAUGUAUCAUGUUCUUCUUAAAAUUAAAACAAAUGUAAAAAUUUUGUGAUAAA